AUGGAAGACAGCAAGGAGAACAACUAUUUUGCUCAUCAGAUAUUAAUCAACAACCUUGUUCUUAUAUUUCAGGAGGUGAUGAGGAAUUUGGUUAAGAGAUAUGUGGCAGCAAUGAUAAGAGAUGCUAAAACUGAAGAGGGACUAACAGAAGAGAAUUUUAAGGAAUUAAAGCAAGAUAUUUCCAGUUUUCGCUUUGAAGUAUUGGGUCUUUUAAAAGGAAACAAACUGACUAAUGUACAACACUCUAAAACUAGCACAGAAGGCUCCUCCUCCUUGACAGAAUCUGAUGAAGAAAGUGAAAGUGGAGGAAAUGAAAAAAUUAUGAAGAAAAAUCUCAGUCUUUUCGAAAUAACUACAAUGAUUCAUCCAAGAGUAGUGGCAAGAGUCUCUGAAGCACACAACCAAAGCAAUGGGUCAGCAAUGAGGUUAACUGAGUCCACAAAGGAAAAACAAAAGAAAGUAAACUUUAUAGCUGAUGUAAAAAAGUUUAGGUUAUUUCAUAGACAAUUAAAUAAUUUUACUGAGCACUGUACAAAAAAAAUUUAUUCAAUUUCUGAAGAAAUUUCCCAUCAAAAAGCAGAACAUAAGAAAGUAAUUGAAGUAGGAAAUAAAUCAUUGGCUGUGAACUGUAAGCUAAACAAACAUGAUUUCAGUACAAAGUGCACAGUUCCCAAUAAUAAGCAAGGUAGAAAGAAGAUGUUGGACUCCAUGCUGAAUAAGAAAGCUGCUCCUUUUGACUGGAGGACCACCAAGGGGCAGGCUUCAGAUUUCCCCAGAGAAAAUGAUUUGCUAAACAAUGAGCAGGACAUCAGCAUCAUAAAGGAAGAAACAAAUAUUCAGAGCAGCUAUAUGACAACAAGGUUGUGAUGAAAGCAGGCGCAACCUGUAAAUAUAUAUAUAAACCGCAAAACACUUUGAAGCAGAAAUAUUUAAAAUUAGUUACCAAAUACAGCGUUAGAAUAUUCAAGAACUGUAGGAUAAAAUGUUGUAAUAUAGUUCUAUGAUGAAAAAUAAACAGAAAAAUCUGUUUU
Messenger RNA from Crotalus tigris (Tiger rattlesnake), 1031 nucleotides. RefSeq names its product short transient receptor potential channel 4-like. Bases 1 to 867 code for a protein of 288 amino acids. Gene Ontology annotation, cellular component: membrane; cation channel complex. NCBI's taxonomy places the organism in Eukaryota, Metazoa, Chordata, Lepidosauria, Squamata, Viperidae. The transcript is spliced from 3 exons. Gene Ontology annotation, molecular function: inositol 1,4,5 trisphosphate binding; store-operated calcium channel activity. Gene Ontology annotation, biological process: manganese ion transport; calcium ion transmembrane transport; regulation of cytosolic calcium ion concentration. The record is from RefSeq and is a predicted model, not a curated record.